AGUGCGCUGACGGACUUUUGGAGAGUUCAGUGUUGUGCGCUCACGGUGCGUCACACGCUCAAAACCUCCACUGGAAGCGCACGACUGCAGACUUUAUUAUACAUGCAAAUACAAGCAAGGCUCCAGCUUCUCUCUGACAGAAACAACAGACUUCGUUUUUCAUCCUAUACAAGCUUUAUUUCGGCUCUACUUGUGGCUGCAUCUCAGGAGUGAAAUGGAUGUCAUACCUAUGUGUAGCAUCUUCCAGGAGCUCCAAAUUGUGCACGACACCGGAUACUUUUCAGCUUUACCAUCUCUGGAAGAGUACUGGCAGCAGACAUGCCUCGAGCUGGAGAGGUACCUCCAGAGCGAGCCCUACAUUUCAGCCACGGACCUCAAAUUUGAGAGCCAGGAGGACCUGUGGAGCAAGCUGAUGCUCGCCUGCGGGGACAAGUCAAACGAGACGGACCCAAAGAUCCCCCACAUCAAGGAGGAGGAAGACAAUCAGGACAGCCAGCACCUCGACGCCGGCGGGUUCAACUCCGACGCCAGCAGCGAGGCCUCGGACAGCUCAGAGGAGCUCUCCCCUACCCUUGACUUCUCCUCCAGCUCUUUGACUGACAUUCUGGGCGACGGUGGUGAAGACCUGGGCUCCGCCAUCAUCAGCACGCCGCCGUCUUCACCCGAGCUGGGCAAGGAGAGCUCUGUCGCCCAGGUGUGGAGUGGGAUACAGACUGUGCUGCACUCACCUGGGAAAAUAAGGACUGGGGGCAUGGAGAGGACAGGGCUGACCAGCGGGGAGGCGUCGCCGGACGGGAGGAGGCGGGUGCACAGGUGUCUGUUCAACGGAUGCAGGAAGGUGUACACCAAGAGCUCGCACCUUAAAGCACACCAGCGCACACACACAGGUGAGAAGCCGUACAGGUGUUCAUGGGAAGGUUGCGAGUGGCGCUUUGCACGAAGCGAUGAGCUCACCAGACACUUCAGGAAGCACACUGGAGCAAAGCCAUUCAAAUGCAGUCACUGCGACAGGUGUUUCUCCCGUUCUGACCACCUGGCACUGCACAUGAAGAGGCACAUCUAAGAUGGCCUCUGUGUUGAAGGCCCUGAGGGAUGAUUCUGGUUGAUUGUCCUGACCUGUGGGGGAUCAGCGAGGCCGGUGUGUCCUGGGAGCGUUAACAGGCGCACCACCGUGUUCCAGUCAGUGGAAAAACAUGAAGCAACGCAGGCUAUUAUUUGCACCAUACUUAGUGCCUCCAACACCUCGCUGUGGAGAUUGCUCUUGAAAGGCUUUUUCAGAGGAGCGGGAGGGGCGGGAGGAGAGACUUGGAAAAGAAAAAAAAAAAAAAGUUAAAACGGGAAAAAUCUGGGCUGGAAAAAGACAGGAAGAGACUCUUCUGUAUGGUGUUCAACGCUUUUUUCCUGGAGGAUUAUGGGACUCCUGCAGGGGUGCCGUUCCUCCAAUGACAGUGUGUUUGCCUGUGCGCAUGGGGACUGUGAGUGCCUGCGACUGGAUGCCUGUGCUGGCUUUAUGGAGCGGAUGGAGCUUGCAUUGUGGAACUGCGAGUGAAUGGCAUGGAUGGAUUGAUGUUACACAUGGGAGGCUUUUAUUUGA
Molecule: messenger RNA, 1594 nt
Organism: Scomber japonicus (chub mackerel)
Lineage: Eukaryota; Metazoa; Chordata; Actinopteri; Scombriformes; Scombridae
Product: Krueppel-like factor 6
Exons: 4
Coding region: 215-1063 (282 amino acids)
Biological process (GO): regulation of transcription by RNA polymerase II
Molecular function (GO): DNA-binding transcription factor activity, RNA polymerase II-specific; RNA polymerase II cis-regulatory region sequence-specific DNA binding
Source: RefSeq, a predicted model, not a curated record